CAUAAGGGUAUGACUUCGAAAAUAUCAAUCACAAGACAAGUUGUUUUGUUUCACCAAGCAUUGCACCAAGAAAACACGACUUUUUUUUUUUCUCUCCCUAGUAUUUGCACGUGAAUCCCCAAUAAUUUCUCAUGCACCAGUGGGACCUUUAGCCAGCCCUUCCUCUUUUGUUCUCUUGCCAAACCCCAACACCCAAGAAUCUCUUCUUCUCUUCUCUCUUUCUCUCUUCAUUUUACUACUUCACCUUCUCUCUGUCUGCUUUUUCUUUCUUUUUCUGUCUUCAGUGUCCUCAGCAAUGUUGAAAGGAAUGACCCUUUUCUCAUUUAUGCUUUCACUUCUUGUUUUCCUUCUCAUUCUUCACAAUGGGGUUCACUGUUUUGGUGAGAAGAAGCUCCUCAAGCUGCAACAACACUUUCAAUGGAAACAACAAAGGGAUGCUUCAAGUUGUUUGUCUCAGAAAUCAAGAAAGGAGAAAGGUGCAACUAUAUUGGAAAUGAAGCACCGGGAAAAUUGUUAUGGAGGCGUCGAAGACUGGAACAAGUUGCUGCAGAAACGCUUGAUUUUGGAUGAUCUAAGAGUUCAGUCAUUGCAAGCCCGAAUCAAAAACAUGGAUUCUGCCAAAACAGAAGAUGUUUCUGACACUCGAAUCCCCUUAACUUCUGGUGUAGAAAUUGGAACAUUAAAUUACAUUGUUACAGUUGAAUUAGGUGGUCGAAACAUGACAGUGAUUGUUGAUACUGGAAGUGAUUUGACUUGGGUUCAAUGCCAGCCAUGCAAAUCAUGUUAUGACCAAAAGGAACCUCUUUUCAACCCUUCUGCAUCUCCUUCCUACCAAACGGUUUUAUGUAAUUCAUCAACCUGUCAGUCUGCAUUUGCUACCGGGAAUACACGAAACUGUGGGAACAACCUAACAACCUGUAACUAUGUUGUUAGCUAUGGUGACGGAUCUUACACUCGCGGUGAACUAGCUCAUGAUCAUCUCAAUCUAGGCAACACUCCGGUGGACAAUUUUGUAUUUGGCUGUGGCAGGAACAAUAAAGGCCUUUUUGGUGGAGCUUCUGGUCUCAUGGGUCUCGGACAGGGUUCCAUCUCUCUGGUUUCUCAAACUUCUGCAAUGUUUGGAGGGUUUUUCUCCUAUUGUCUGCCAUCGACACAAGCUGGGGCUUCAGGUUCAUUAGUUUUGGGAGGCAAUUCUUCAGUUUACAAUACUUCAAGCCCCAUUUCUUACACUAGAAUGAUUCCAAAUUCACAGCUAUCAACUUUUUAUUUCCUCAACCUUACUGGUGUCAAUGUUGGUGGGGUGACACUACAAGAUUCAAGUUUUGGGAAAGCUGUAACGAUAAUAGAUUCUGGGACGGUUAUCACAAGGCUUCCUCCAACAAUUUACAAGGCCGUCAAGGCAGAGUUUCUGAAACAAUUUUCAGGUUUUCCUACAGCACCAGCUUUCUCCAUCUUGGAUACUUGCUUUAACCUUAGUGCAUACCAAGAUGUGGACGUGCCUAUAAUCAAAUUGCAAUUUGAGGGUAAUGCCGAGAUGAAUGUGGAUAUCACUGGGGUCUUUUACUUUGUAAAGACUGAUGCAUCUCAGGUUUGUUUGGCUCUUGCGAGCCUCUCAUUCAAAGAUGAAAUCGGUAUUAUUGCAAAUUAUCAGCAAAGAAACCAAAGGGUUACAUACGAUACAAAAGAGUCUAAGUUGGGCUUUGCCCAGGAAAGUUGCAGUUUCACAUAAGCAGAAAAGCUGGUACCGGUCCGCAGCCGUUGGAUACCCUAGCAUCUUUUCUUAGAUCACAUUUAUACAGAAGGUAUAGAAAUUACGAUAGCCCACUCAAGACAUCCUGAUUGUGCUCGGUUAAUGGUUAA
Molecule: messenger RNA, 1860 nt
Organism: Durio zibethinus
Lineage: Eukaryota; Viridiplantae; Streptophyta; Magnoliopsida; Malvales; Malvaceae
Product: aspartyl protease family protein At5g10770-like
Biological process (GO): proteolysis
Molecular function (GO): aspartic-type endopeptidase activity
Source: RefSeq, a predicted model, not a curated record